Molecule: messenger RNA, 1221 nt
Organism: Spirodela intermedia
Lineage: Eukaryota; Viridiplantae; Streptophyta; Magnoliopsida; Alismatales; Araceae
Source: the annotation of a GenBank genome assembly
AUGGGAUCUGUGUCUCUGAAGAUCGGCGAUGGCACUGCCCGCUUCAGGCGUGCGACGGUAUGCUCCUCGGCCCUCCACAUCGUCAUGCUGCUCUCCGUCGUCGUCACGAACCUCUUCGCCCUCUACGCCUUCAAGUACGCCCCCGCCUCGCUCGCCGGCAACCGGCAGCACGGCGACAUUGUACUCCCUCAGGAUCAUCACGGCAAUCUUGACAUUAUCUCCGAUCACGUCUCUCUGAUCGUUCGAGAGAUUGAGUCGUCUCAGAAGAAGCUGAGCCAGAUCGAGCGGGAGAUUCUUGGGUACGAAACCCUAGACGUGUCCAAGCCGAACCUGCCUUUGGAGCUCAAGUUGUUCCUCCACCGCCAUCCGCUUCCUCUAGGCAGGGACUCUCGCACCGGGAUCACUGAGAUGGUCUCCUCCGUUGGGCACUCCUGUGCCCGCGCCGCUGAUCUGCUCUCCCUCUCUCUCUACAUGGCCUACAAGCCCGGCGAGGAGUGCCCCGCGGACGCUCAUCUGCAACAUAAGCUUAUCUCCAGGGGCUGCGAGCCACUGCCGAGGAGGAGAUGCCGCUCGGUGGCCACUUCCAAGCCAGGUCUGCUCCCGUUGCCGCAUUCCCUGUGGAAGCCGGUGAGCGAGAAGAUCGUCGGCAGCUGGAACGGAUUCGACAAGCAAAUGUGGGUGAACCCCAGGGGAAAAAACGACUUCCUAAUCGACGAUGUGCUUGCUCUGGGAAGGAACAUCAGGUUGGGCUUCGACAUCGGCGGUGGAGCAGGCAAUUUCGCGGCGAGGAUGGCGGAAAAGAGCGUCACCGUAGUGACGUCCUUGCUCAACGACGGCAACCCCGUCAGUGAUUUCGUUGCAGCUAGGGGCCUCUUUCCUCUCUUCCUGUCUUCAGAUCAGAGAUUCCCGUUCUACGACUCGGUCUUUGACUUAGUUCACACGAUGUACGGGCUGGAGGUUGGCAGUGUCGGGGGAUCGAGGCCAGAGAAGACGGAUUUCUUCCUGUUCGAUGUUGACCGAGUGUUGAGGCCUGGCGGAUUGCUCUGGUUGGAUAAUUGGUAUGUGGCUGAUGAGAAGAAGAAGGGGGAACUGACGGUCCUCAUUGAGAAGUUCACCUACAAGAAGCUGAAAUGGGUUGUGGGCGAGAAGCCCGACCCUUCAGGUUCGGGGAAGAAGAUCUGUCUCUCAGCAGUACUACAGAAACCAGCAAGAGGAGGAUGA